UCCUCGAGUAAAAACUUCAUUUGUACUUACUGUUUUCAACUAAAGUGUAAAAAUAUACCUAGUGAUUUUAAAGCAAUGUAACUAAAUACAAAAGAAAAAAAUUAAGCGGAAUAGCAAAAAAAUAAGCCUAGAUCGUCCGUAUCAGUGAUAUUUUCCUACUUGUUUGCGGGAAAUCCUUUUUGUUCCACAACUUCAAUUGCGAAAGACAUUUUUUUAUCGUGAACGACAAUGUCAAGUGAUGAUGAAGACGGUCAAUUGCUCGAAGAGCUUCAAGCCUUGAAGCAAGCAAUAGAACACAAAAGAAAUCUAAGCAAAACUCAAUCUGAUGCAAGUAAUGUGGUUUCAGAUGAAAAUCUAUCAUUCAAAACUGAGACUAAUUUUACCAAGAAUCAAGAACAAAGUAACUUUGACGACAUUGAACAUAUACCAGAAAAAACGGAUGACAAUUUGAGUGGAAAAAAUUACAAUGAUUACAGUUGCGAAAAUUUACAAGAUUUAUUGGAACUCAAUAAAAAAUUGUUGGAUGCCGUGUUAAAUGCUCGUGAAGAAAUGCAGGCAGUGCUCGAUGAGUGCAUUAGAAAAAAACAGGCGCUUGCUGAUGAAAUUGCUAAAUUGUCAUCCUCCAAGAGGACCAAAAUUAUUAGCUUCAAUGCUGGUAUGCCCUAUUUCAAAGAUAAAAAUCAUUACACAGCCAAAAUGAACGAAGACACUGCAACUAAAAUAAAAAAUGGUGAGCUGCGUUUGGCUCAGCUACAAAGAAUCCAACGGUGGAAUCAGGAUGACAAGAGUAGUUUGUUGAAAGCCAUAAGGCACGAGGUUUUAUUGACUCUAUCGAAAAAAAAUGAUUCGGAUGAGAGUUACAUUGAUAACGCAAUAAAAAAGUCAAGUCAACUACCGCAAGAUGUCAAAAAGGCUAUUGGACCCCUGGGUGCAAUGAAAUUCGACUGGCUAAAAAUAGCCAACAGCAUGCCGGAAAAUAAGCACAGCGCAGAGGAGUGCGAAGUCAUGUGGAAUGUUUUUCUACACCCUGAUAUCAACAAACAAAAGUGGACCUCUCAGGAGGACAAAAAAUUGAAUCAAAUAGUAGCAAAAUUUAAUUUUGAAAAUUGGAAUGCCAUUGCCAAAUCUUUGAAAACCAAACGUAGUGGUUACCAAUGUUUUAUUAGGUUUAACACAAACAAUUGGAAAAACCUAAUGAAGGGUCAGUCGUGGACGCCGUUUGAUGAUAGAACACUUUGCCACUUAGUAUCAAAGUUGAGGGUUGGCGAUUACAUUCCAUGGGGAUACAUUGCCAGCUGUAUGAACAGUUGGACAAAGCAACAGGUCUACUUUCGUUGGACGUACAGCCUAGCGCCGCAUCUAAAGAAAGGCAGGUUCUCACCCGCUGAGGACGAAAAACUGCUGGAGGCAGUGGAAAAGUAUGGUUUCAACUUCAGUAAAAUAUCCGGUCUUGUGCUGACCAACAGAACGCAUGUCCAGCUGAAGGAGCACUAUCAAACGCUGUGCGCAAAAUCCAAAACUGACCACGUCAGAAAAGUUUGGACGUACGAUGACGACACACAGCUGCUCGAUCUUUACGAGAAGCACGGCGCCAAAUGGGCAAAGAUCGUAGAAGACAUUCCAGGCGUCUCUAGAGUCCAGGCAAGACAACGUUACAAUUGUCUCAUGCGUUACAUCAAGAAGGGCAUUACUCUGAAUAACAUCGACAGAGGAGCUGUCGCUACCCAGCCGGCCCACACGACCGUCACCUACACUACCAACACACCCUGGUCAAGGGAGAACAAGGAAAUCCACGUCAACCACUUGAAAAACGACGAUCAGCUAGUCAGAUACUUCAAAAGGGAAGCGGCUAACCAGGAGAAGAAGUCAAAAACGUACUUGCCCGAAAAAUUGGCGAUAGACACCCAUAAAUUGUACCGCACUCUCGUCAAGUUGAACGUGGACACCAAUCUACCCGAAUACAUCGAAGACAGCAACGAGCUCACUGAGAAGUACUUCGAGUUGCUGACAUCGCUACAAGAUUACACGGAUAGUCGACAAAGGAAUCUCGGCGCUGAGAUCGAGAGGGUCAGACUGAGGAUGUUUGGACCCCAAAAACCACUUAGCGAAAAUGAGCGAUUCAUACCCCCUUUGCCGUUUAACUUUUGCCUCCCCAGGAAGUUUGUUUGGAAAAAAAAUGCCAAAGAUAACGAUCUAACGAUCAACAAUCAAACCCAUCAAAUCGAAGUUACCAUGGAGUUACAUCCAAGUAAAGAUGUGUGGGACUAUUUGGGAGAAGAUCUGGAGAUGCAGUUCGAAAAAGUCAAGAAGAUGAUGGUUGCGCCAAUCAAGUCCUCGCCAAAGGUUUAUUUGCUGAAGUGCAAGCCCUUUGCGUCAUCCCACACUUUCCGUGAUAGCUUCCAAAUGAAGUACGAUUGGAAGCAAAAUAAACUAGUCCCAACUCAGUGGAGUGAUUUGAUGCCAGACAAAAUUCCAGAGCCAGAAAUCGUUCCUGAAGACUGUGUUCCUCUGGCGUUUUUAGAACCCAGCCGUCAAACGUUGGAGACAUACCAGGAAGUUAUAUUCGCCUCUUCGCGAUUUUCCGCGGUAUCAGAGAGCACCAGCGAUCCGAGAGUUAGUCUGUCGUCGCGAGGUCAACACGCUCUGAUUGUCUUUAAAAGACGUUUUCAGCAGCUGUUUCGUAUGCCCAUUGGUCUAUCGAGAAUCAUACCACCGGACAUCGUGGAUGAGAGUUCAUUUUUGCCAGCGAUAGAGAAACUUAAGAAAAAAAAUUUUAAGAAAACAAGAGUUUCAAAGAAAAGAUUAAAGGGUCUUGUGCGGCAGUGUCCGAAUGAUGAAUAACGACCCUACUAGACUGCUGUCAACUUGACAACUUUCUGUCAAAGUAGAUAUG
Molecule: messenger RNA, 2893 nt
Organism: Copidosoma floridanum
Lineage: Eukaryota; Metazoa; Arthropoda; Insecta; Hymenoptera; Encyrtidae
Gene: Pbp95
Product: proximal sequence element A Pbp95
Biological process (GO): snRNA transcription by RNA polymerase II; snRNA transcription by RNA polymerase III
Cellular component (GO): snRNA-activating protein complex
Molecular function (GO): RNA polymerase III type 3 promoter sequence-specific DNA binding; RNA polymerase II cis-regulatory region sequence-specific DNA binding
Source: RefSeq, a predicted model, not a curated record